GCUCGUAUGAUCCGGCAGGAGCGAGGUAACGCCCUAUUGGUAGGCGUGGGGGGCACGGGGAAACAGUCACUGACGCGGCUGGCGUCCCACAUGUGCGGCAUGCGCUGCUUCCAGAUAGAACUGAGCCGAGGUUAUAACUACGACAGCUUCCAUGAAGACCUGAGACGACUGUUCAAGAUGGCUGGGGUGGAGGGCAAGGACAUGGUGUUCCUCUUCACUGAUACACAGAUUGUGGUAGAGGAGUUCCUAGAGGACAUCAACAACAUGUUGAACAGUGGAGAGGUGCCCAACCUGUUUGAGAAGGAUGAUCUGGAGCAGGUCCUGGCUGUCACACGGCCCAGAGCCAAGGAGGCCGGCAUCAACGAGGGAAACCGAGACGAGGUGUUCCAGUUCUUCAUCUCUCGGGUCAGAGAGAAGCUGCACAUUGUGUUGUGUAUGAGUCCUGUAGGAGAUGCCUUCAGGUCCCGCUGUCGUAUGUUCCCCUCUCUGGUCAACUGCUGCACCAUCGACUGGUUUGUACAGUGGCCCCGUGAGGCCCUCCUCUCCGUGUCCCAGACCUUCUUCCAGAACGUGGAGUUUGGCAGUGAGGAGAUGAAGGAUCGUUUCAGUGAGAUGUGUGUGGAGAUCCACGUCAGUGUGACGGACAUGGCCGAGAGGUUCUACUCUGAGCUGAGACGACGCUACUACACUACUCCCACCUCUUACCUGGAACUGAUUAACCUCUACCUGGCCAUGUUGGGAGAGAAGAGACAGCAACUAGUGGCUGCUCGUGACAGGGUAAAGAACGGUCUGACUAAGCUGUUGGAGACCAACGUGUUGGUGGAUAAGAUGAAGAUAGACCUGUCAGCCCUGGAGCCUGUCCUCAAACAGAAGUCUAUAGACGUCAACGCCCUCAUGGGGAAACUGGCUGUUGACCAGGAGAGCGCCGACAAGGUGCGUAAAGUGGUGAAGGAGGAUGAGGCCUUAGCCAAGGUGAAGGCUGAGGACACCCAGGCCAUAGCAGCCGAUGCCCAGAGGGAUCUAGACGAGGCUCUGCCCGCUCUGGAAGGUGCCAACAAGGCCCUGGACUCACUGGACAAGGCAGACAUCUCAGAGAUCAGGGUCUUCACCAAACCACCCGACAUGGUCAUGACCGUCAUGGAGGCUGUCUGCAUCCUGCUCGGCAGCAAACCAGACUGGUCCAGUGCCAAGCAGGUGCUAGGUGACUCCUACUUCCUCAGGAAGCUGAUGGAAUACGACAAGGAAAACAUUAAGCCCCAGAUCCUCCAGAAGCUCCAGAAGUAUGUGAACAACCCGGACUUCGUCCCUGAGAAGGUGGAGAAGGUGUCCAAGGCCUGCAAGUCCAUGUGUAUGUGGGUCCGGGCCAUGGACCUCUACUCCAGAGUCCUGAAGGAGGUCGGACCCAAGAAAGAAAGACUGGCCGCCGCACAGAUGGAGCUGAACGCUACCAUGGCAACUCUGAAGGAGAAGCAGGCCCAGCUACAGGAAGUACAGAACAAGAUUAAGAUCCUCCAGGACCAGUUUGACCAGAGCAUCGCAGAGAAGGAGGGUCUGGCUAAGACCAUGGCUCUGACCGAGGCGAGGCUGGGCCGGGCAGGGAAGCUGACAGCAGCUCUGGGGGAUGAGCAGGUUCGCUGGCAGGAGAGUAUCGAACUGUUCGAACAGGAGAUCCACAACGUGGUGGGAAACGUCUUCAUCGCUGCAGCCUGCGUCGCAUACUACGGAGCCUUUACAAUGCAUUAUAGACAACUGCUGAUAGACCAGUGGAUUGCGCGAUGCCAGGAGUUGGGCAUCCCCAUCAGCGCCAGCUUCAGCCUCAUCAAUAUCCUGGGCAACCCCUAUGAGAUCCGCCUGUGGAACGCCGAGGGGUUGCCCCGAGACACCGUUUCCACUGAGAAUGGAAUCUUGGUUACUCGGGGACACCGCUGGCCACUCAUGAUCGACCCUCAGGAUCAGGCCAACCGUUGGAUCCGUUCCAAGGAGACCAAGAACGGUCUGAAGGUGAUCAAGCUGACUGACUCUGGUUUCCUGCGAACCCUGGAGAACGCCAUCCGCAUGGGCAUGCCCGUACUGCUGGAGGAGCUGAAGGAGACUGUGGACCCGGCUCUGGAGCCCAUCCUGCUGAAGCAGACGUUUGUGGCGGGCGGCCGCACCCUCAUCCGCCUUGGAGACUCCGACAUCGACUACAACAAGAAAUUCAGGUUCUACAUGACCACCAAGAUGGCCAAUCCCCACUACCUACCUGAGGUGUGUAUCAAGGUGACCAUCAUCAACUUCACUGUGACCAAGUCUGGUCUGGAGGAUCAGCUUCUCAGUGACGUGGUUCGUCUGGAGCGUCCUGACCUGGAGGAACAGAGGAACCAGCUGAUUGUGAGGAUCAACGCCGACCGCAACCAGCUGAAGGCCAUUGAGGACCGCAUCCUCAAACUGCUCUUCAACUCCAAGGGAAACAUCCUGGACAAUGAGGAGCUGGUGCAGACCCUGCAGGAGUCAAAGGUGACGUCAGAGGCCAUUAAGCAUCGUUUGGAGGAGGCGGAGGCGACGGAGCUCAUGAUCAACGCGGCCAGGGAGCGCUACCGGACCGUGGCCACGCGAGGCUCCGUCAUGUACUUUGUCAUUGCCAGCCUCUCUGAGAUAGACCCCAUGUACCAGUUCUCCCUCAAGUACUUCAAACAGCUCUUUAACUCCACCAUAGAGAUAUCAGAGAAGAGCAGUGUUCUGGAGGAGCGCCUGCAGAUCCUCCUGGACCAGACCCUACUCACCAGCUACACCAACGUAUCCCGGGGACUGUUUGAGCAGCACAAGACCAUCUACAGCUUCAUGCUCGGUGUGGACAUCAUGCGCCAGCGCGGCGAGGUCUCUGAUGCAGAGUGGCAGCACUUCCUGCGAGGAGCUCCCCCCCUUGACAAGGAGCAUCCAGAGAGGCCUGAUGUGCCGUGGCUAUCAGAGUUUGCCUGGCAGACCUGCUGUGAGCUGGAGGAUACUCUGCCCUGCUUCAACGGCAUCAAGAGAGAGAUCACCGCCACACCCAUCUCUAUAAAACUAGGUCGUCUGGAAGUGCGUAUCAACCCAGAGAGCUGGAAGGGCUACCUGUCUGACUCCCAGCUGCCUCCCUACCCAGAGGAGACGUCUGAAGGAGAGGAGGAGCAGGCAGACGGGGUCAGGGGUCACUGGGAUCAGAGACUGGGGGCCUUCCAGAAACUGGUGCUCAUCAAGAGCUUCAUGGAGGAGAAGGUGGUGUUUGCGGUGACAGAGUUUGUGAUCGUGAGCCUGGGGAAACAGUUUGUGGAGAACCCUCCUGUAGACCUGGCCACCCUCUACAGUGACAUGUCUCCCUCCACCCCCCUUGUCUUCAUCCUCAGUACCGGAUCAGACCCUAUGGGAGCCUUCCAACGCUUCGCCAAGGAGAGGGGAUACCUGGACAGGGUGAAGUCUAUAUCUCUAGGCCAGGGUCAGGGUCCUAUAGCAGAGAAGAUGAUUCUGGAGGCUCUGAAGAGUGGUAACUGGAUAUUCCUCCAGAACUGUCACCUGGCUGUGUCCUGGAUGUUAGCCAUGGAGGAACUCAUCAAGACCUUCACUGAGCCCGACACGGUGAUCCAGGAGAACUUUAGGUUGUUCCUGAGCUCCAUGCCCACCAAGGUGUUCCCUGUCACCGUCCUCCAGAACUCUGUCAAGGUGACCAACGAGCCUCCUAAGGGUCUACGUGCCAACGUGCGCCGGGCGUUCACUGAGAUCACCAACAACUUCUUUGAGGAGCACAUCCUGGGACGCCAGUGGAGGAAGAUCAUCUUCGGAGUCUGCUUCUUCCACGCCAUCAUACAGGAGAGGAAGAAGUUUGGUCCUCUGGGCUGGAACAUCCGUUAUGAGUUCAACGACAGCGACAGAGAGUGUGCCCUGCUCAACCAGAACCUCUACUGUCAGACUGGCCACAUACCCUGGGACGCUCUCAUCUACAUCACUGGUGAGAUAACAUACGGAGGCCGGGUGACUGAUGCCUGGGACCAGCGCUGUCUCCGCACCAUCCUCAAAAGGUUCUUCUCCCCUGUCACCCUGGACCCAGGAUACACCUUCUCCACCUCAGGGAUCUACUUUGCCCCUGAGGCAGACAGACUGAGUGACUAUAACAGGUACAUAGAGAACCUUCCUCUUAUAGACGACCCUGAGAUCUUUGGUAUGCACGAGAACGCCAACCUCGCCUUCCAGCGCCUGGAGACCAUGACCCUGAUCAACACCAUCCUGGAGGUACAGCCUAGGUCGACGGCCCGCGGCGGGGGCAAGAGCAACGACGAGAUCGUCCACGAGCUGGCCGACUCCAUCCUCGCUAAGAUACCGGAGUGUCUGGAUAUGGAUGAGGCAGAUGAGGCUCUGUUUAUUCGUGACGCCAACGGACGCCUCAACUCCCUCACCACAGUCCUCGGACAGGAAGUAGACCGCUUUAACAACCUUCUGCGGGUCCUCAGGGUGUCUCUGUGUACCCUCCAGAAGGCUAUAGCAGGGCUGGUGGUGAUGUCAGAGGAGAUGGAGAGGAUCUACACCAGUUUCCUCAACAACCAGGUUCCAAACCACUGGGCCAACUCAGCCUACCCCUCCCUCAAACCCCUAGCCAGCUGGGUUAAAGACCUGGCCCUCAGGACCUCUUUUAUAGAGAGCUGGAUCAUGCGGGGUCAACCCAAAUCUUUCUGGAUCUCUGGAUUAUUCUUCCCUCAGGGCUUCCUCACUGGGGCGUUACAGAACCACGCCAGGACCUAUAACCUCCCCAUCGACGAGCUCAACUUCCGCUUCAACGUGUUGCCGGUGUACCGUGACCAGGGGGCUGUGAGCGAGGCGCUGAAGACCCUAUCGGCCGGGGGCGAGCUGGACAUGGACUCUGAGCUACCCACCAUCAACGACGGCGUGCUGGUGCACGGGAUGUUCAUGGACGCCAGUCGCUGGGACGACGUCAACAUGGUGAUGGAGGAUGCGUUGCCGCGGGUGAUGAACGCCAUGCUCCCCGUGGUGCACUUUGAACCCCAGCAGAACUACGACCCUGAUCCGUCUCUCUACCAGGCUCCGCUGUACAAGACCUCAGCUAGGGCUGGGACUCUGUCUACUACAGGCCACUCUACUAACUUUGUGGUGACGGUGAUGCUGCCGUCCAGCCUGCCUAGUGACUACUGGAUCACCAAGGCCUCAGCCCUGCUCUGUCAGCUCGACGAGUAGUGACCUAACCACAGGCACCGCACUACACACACACAACUACGGACCAUCUCUUCAGGACUUCUGUACUUCUGCACAUUCAAUACCAGCUGCACUGAUGAAGCCCUGAUGAAGCCCAUUCUCUAUGGACUCUUGUUUUCUGGAAACCAAAUACUUUUUCUAACGUCUGUAUUGAGACGUGUUCUACUGUAUACUCUCUUCCUGCUAAUGAAUUGAAGGGAUUAUUUAUAUGGGGGCCCAAAAUUGCAUUUUUCUUUUAUUUUCUGAGUUUCUUUGCUUUGAUUAAAUGCCAUGUAGCA
This is a messenger RNA of Coregonus clupeaformis (lake whitefish), 5495 nucleotides long. Its product is annotated as dynein axonemal heavy chain 6-like. Gene Ontology annotation, cellular component: dynein complex. Gene Ontology annotation, molecular function: dynein light intermediate chain binding; minus-end-directed microtubule motor activity; dynein intermediate chain binding. NCBI's taxonomy places the organism in Eukaryota, Metazoa, Chordata, Actinopteri, Salmoniformes, Salmonidae. Gene Ontology annotation, biological process: microtubule-based movement. The record is from RefSeq and is a predicted model, not a curated record.